Heteronotia binoei (common prickly gecko) is the source of this 554-nucleotide messenger RNA. Its product is annotated as cysteine-rich protein 1-like. The transcript has 4 exons. Bases 100 to 375 code for a protein of 91 amino acids. Gene Ontology annotation, biological process: intrinsic apoptotic signaling pathway in response to DNA damage; regulation of gene expression. Gene Ontology annotation, molecular function: zinc ion binding. NCBI's taxonomy places the organism in Eukaryota, Metazoa, Chordata, Lepidosauria, Squamata, Gekkonidae. The record is from RefSeq and is a predicted model, not a curated record.
CUGUGCCCCAGCCAUGGUUUUCCUGUCAGUCCCGGUGAGCAGAAAGCUGUUUAUUCUAACAGUGCUGACUUUUAAGCAGCGCCUGAGAGAAGACGAACAAUGAUUUCAUAUUGCCCUAUGUGUGGAAAGCCGGUCUACUUUGCUGAGCGGAAGCGUUCUCUCGGCAAAGACUACCAUCCCCUUUGUCUGAAGUGCUACCACUGCAAACGGCAACUCAGCCCUGGCCAGCAUGCUGAGUAUGAUGACAAACCCUAUUGCUCCCGUUGUUAUCUUCAACGCUUUGGGCCAAGAGGGACAAGACCAUUAACAAGUCGCUCAUCCUUUGGUGCAUCUGCUUCAUCUAAGGUUCCAGCUGCAACCCGAAAGACCUCUUAGAUGUCCUGUUAUAAAGGUGGGGCAGCAAUACAUGCAACAAGAAGCAAGAUCUGCAUUUUCACAAUUUCAGUCAUUGGAGAAUAUUGCUUGAACAUGACGACAUAACAUUGGAACUUGAGACAACUUUCCAAAGAAAGUUACUCCUCUUGUUGACUAAAAUGGUACCUGCGAAUAAUCUA